This is a messenger RNA of Penicillium bovifimosum, 891 nucleotides long. RefSeq names its product VIT1/CCC1 transporter family protein. Gene Ontology annotation, molecular function: manganese ion transmembrane transporter activity; iron ion transmembrane transporter activity. The transcript is spliced from 2 exons. The record is from RefSeq and is a predicted model, not a curated record. Gene Ontology annotation, biological process: intracellular manganese ion homeostasis. The coding region runs from base 1 to 891 and encodes 296 amino acids. NCBI's taxonomy places the organism in Eukaryota, Fungi, Ascomycota, Eurotiomycetes, Eurotiales, Aspergillaceae. Gene Ontology annotation, cellular component: fungal-type vacuole membrane.
AUGUCAAUCAGCUCCAUAACCGGCCUCAUGUCUAGCUACUCGCCCCUCACUGAUCGCAGUCCUUCUGCUUCAGAGGAUGAAAAGGACCUUUGUUCUCAACUUCGUCCUGAUGUCGAGGCCGGCAACCGCACCCGACACGAUGACUCUGAACGGAAGUCAUCGCGGUUUAUUGACGGUCGCACGGUGUCAGAUGCUAUCAUCGGUCUUUCAGAUGGGAUGACUGUGCCUUUUGCUCUGACUGCUGGAUUAUCUGCGUUGGGAGAUACCAAGAUUGUCGUGUUCGGUGGACUUGCAGAGCUCAUCGCAGGGUCCAUCUCCAUGGGGCUUGGUGGAUAUCUGGGUGCCAAAAGCGAAGAGGAAUCAUACAAAGCUACAUUGAAAGAAACACAGGCGCAGACAACAACGGAUCCCAACUCUAUAUCCGAGACCAUCUCUGAUAUCUUCGAGCCAUAUGAAUUGCCUGCUGAGUUAGUCCAACAACUCAAGAAUCACCUGUCGUCCUCUCCAAUGCUGCCAUCUUUCCUCAUGAACUUCCACCACACUAUGCCCGAACCUUCCGGGUCACGAGCCGUCAUCUGUGCCUUGACUAUCGCCCUGGGGUAUUUCCUCGGUGGAUUUGUUCCUCUAAUCCCAUACUUCUUUGUCGGGCCCGACGAAGCCUUCGUCGCCCUACGCUGGUCCAUCGCUACCAUGGUAAUCGCGUUAUUCAUUUUCGGAUAUGGAAAGACAUGCUUUGUCAGUGGCUGGCGCGGCCGUCGAAAUGCUCGCAAGGGUCUCGUUGGGGGUAUUCAAAUGGUACUGGUCGGUAGCAUCGCCGCGGGUUCUGCGAUGGGGCUGGUGAAAGGCUUCCAGAUGCUGGCUGAUGGCCCUGAAGACCAGAAGCAUGACUAA